AUGGGGUGGCCAUCUUCUUGCGACCCUACACGCCGGACAUGCUGUGAAAGAAGCAGGCAAUGUGCUGGAGUUUGUUCCGGGCACACACUACCCCCGCACACCCCCAAACAGGGGAGAACCCGGCACCGGCAUUUGUGUGGCGCAUCCUGUCAUCUCUCCCCAGUUCUGACGUCGCCUUUUUUGUCUUCAGAUCUUUCUUUUUCUCACGGCAACGUACAUUACAUGUUUCCUGCUUCAACUUUUCGUCGUUUUUUCGGCAAUAUGGCAAAAGCAAAGUACACUCUUGUCCUCAUCCGCCACGGCGAAUCGACGUGGAACAAGGAGAACAGGUUCACCGGCUGGACCGAUGUGCCGUUGUCCCCUGUCGGCGAGCAAGAGGCCGUGGAAGCUGCAAAGGCUCUCAAGGAAAAGGGUUUCGAGUUUGACGUCGCCUACACUUCCGUGCUUCAGAGAGCCGUCGUCACCUGCUGGACCGUCCUGAAAGGGACUGAUAUGUGCCACAUCCCUGUGAAGAGCUCAUGGAGACUGAACGAGCGUCACUACGGCGCCCUCCAGGGCCUCAACAAGGCUGAGACCGCAGCCAAGCACGGAGAUGAGCAAGUCAAGAUUUGGCGUCGCUCCUAUGACAUCCCUCCCCCCCCUCUGGAGAAGUCUGACAAGAGAUGGCCUGGCAAUGACGCCGUCUACAAGAUGGUCCCCAAUGAGGCCUUGCCCCUGACAGAGUGUCUCAAGGACACCGUCGAGCGAGUCCUGCCGUUCUGGUUCGACCACAUCGCCCCGUCCAUCAUGGAAGGCAAGAGGGUUCUUGUUGCUGCCCACGGUAACUCUCUUCGGGGUCUCGUUAAGCACCUCGAUAAGAUGAGCGAUGAAGCUGUUCUCGAGCUGAACAUCCCCACAGGCGUACCGCUUGUUUACGAACUCGAUGAAGACCUGCAGCCAGUGAGACACUACUAUCUCCUGGACGAGGCGGAAUUGAAGGCAAAGAUGGAGGCUGUCGCCAACCAAGGAAAGGCCAAGUAAACAGCCCCGUCAUAAGAAAGCCGCAUGCACAUUCUCACACAUCGAUCAGGUUUGGGGCUAGUCACGUGACUGAAACGCGAGUGGUGCCCAUCUGUUGUGGUAUUCGUAAUUCGUUCGGGCGUGCGGCCUAGUCGGGUACUUAAGAAACCCGCUUUGCCCGACAAUAACACAAACCCCUUCACCGUAAAAGUUUUGUCAGGUUA
This is a messenger RNA of Toxoplasma gondii ME49, 1223 nucleotides long. It is a transcript of the gene PGMII, whose product is annotated as phosphoglycerate mutase PGMII. Bases 1 to 1020 code for a protein of 339 amino acids. Gene Ontology annotation, molecular function: intramolecular phosphotransferase activity. The record is from RefSeq and is a predicted model, not a curated record. The transcript has 8 exons. NCBI's taxonomy places the organism in Eukaryota, Apicomplexa, Conoidasida, Eucoccidiorida, Sarcocystidae. Gene Ontology annotation, biological process: glycolytic process.